Acaulospora colombiana is the source of this 594-nucleotide messenger RNA. The record is from the annotation of a GenBank genome assembly. Lineage: Eukaryota; Fungi; Glomeromycota; Glomeromycetes; Diversisporales; Acaulosporaceae.
AUGCCCACGAAAGGAAAAAUAGCAAUACUGUAUCCAUACACAUUCAAGACAAGUCUAAUCAUCGUAAUAUUGGAUGAUUUUCCAGAGAAAUUACAGGCUAGACGAGUUCCUAUCGAGCUGGACACGAUCUCGCCUAUAAUAACUUCAUUUCCAACACAAUACAAUAGGUUUCCUGUCACAGAAACAGUAUGGUUCUUGGCCGGGCCAAUCAAAAUCUCGCCUGGUGACAAAUAUCGACACUUGCUCCCUACCUCAUCCAACGCCUCGUGGAAAUGGGCGCAAGGCCGACAUCCCAGGAACGGCGGAUUUCUAUAUGGCUAUCUCAAUGCAAAGAUAAUAGUUCACCUGUUCAGGCGGACAUUCGGCCAAUCCUACAGGGAAGAGAAUUCCGUCAAGGCAGUUGAGAUCUCCGCAGCGCGUACUUUACAUACAGGGAACGGUAAAAUCGAAUCAAAAACUGAUCUCGGGGUCUAUAGUCGACAAUGCAAAGCUGUGGUUCGUUGGCCAUACAACAUAAAGUCUUGGCGGCCCGCCUUUGGAGGCAUCAAGGUUCCAUCACAACUUGUCCUUAAUAUUCGGAGCUCCACAUUCUAA